Candida dubliniensis CD36 is the source of this 2661-nucleotide messenger RNA. RefSeq names its product replication factor C subunit 1 (gene RFC1). NCBI's taxonomy places the organism in Eukaryota, Fungi, Ascomycota, Pichiomycetes, Serinales, Debaryomycetaceae. Gene Ontology annotation, biological process: DNA repair; DNA replication. Gene Ontology annotation, cellular component: nucleus; DNA replication factor C complex. The record is from RefSeq and is a predicted model, not a curated record. The transcript is spliced from 2 exons. Gene Ontology annotation, molecular function: ATP binding; DNA clamp loader activity; DNA binding. The coding region runs from base 1 to 2661 and encodes 886 amino acids.
AUGGUGAACAUCAGUGAUUUUUUCAAAAAUAACCCUCAAUCGGGGUCUAAACGUAAAGCGCAAGGAGCAACUUCGCUGAACGCGACGAAGAGAGCCAAAACUGCACCUCCUCAACCAGAAACAGAGGUUAUCGUAUUGGACGAUGACGAUGAUGAUGUGCAAGUGAUUUCAAAACCUGUAAAGAAGGAGACGGAUAAAAGACUGACAAAAAGAAAGGCAUCCGCAAUUGACGAUGAUGAAGAUGAUGAUGACUACGACAAGCAUAACAAGCAAAACACCCAAAGAUCACCCAAGAAAGAAACAGUGUCUUCAGUACCGAAAAUGUCACCUAAAAAGAAGGCCUCAUCGUCAUCAAAAUCAACUUCAGCUACAAAAAAGACUAAUGUAGCAGCAGGUGGUACAUCAACGGUUGACACAGCUCAACAGAUUCUAUCAACUAUCCCUGACGCCGAAUUGCCAGACGUUGACCCUGCAAAAAAGGUUAACUUUUUUGCUCUAAAUGCAGCACGUAACGAGACGACGCAAACAGCAGUGGAUCUUCCAGAGGCACAGCCAAAUUGUUUGAUGGGAUUAACAAUUGUUUUCACUGGUCAAAUGCCUAAUUUGGAUCGUGGUACUGCAGAACAAACAGCAAAACAGUACGGUGCUAAAGUAACCAAGUCCAUUCUGGGUAAAACAAGCUUAGUGGUACUUGGAGCAGAUGCUGGUCCUUCAAAAGUUCAGAAAAUUAAGCAACUCAAAAUUAAAGCAAUUGAUGAAGCAGGAUUUAUCAAAUUGUUGGAACUGAUGCCUGCUGAUGGAGGAUCAGGUGCAGCUGCAGAAGCGGCCAAAUUGAAACGUCAACAGGAAGAAGCCAAGAUUAUUGAACAGGCAAAGGAGGAAGAGAGAAAAGAAAAAGAAGCGGAAAGAGCUAGAGCUGCCGAAAGAGCCAAAGCAACCACCAAAACCACAGGUGAAACAUUUGGUUCCCAAAAGCAAGAAGUCGCCGCUAAGGAUAAAUUGUGGACAGAUAGACAUGCUCCCACUAAUAUUAGUCAAUUAUGUGGUAAUAAAGGACAAAUUCAAAAAUUACAAAGUUGGUUGGAAAACUGGUUUCACAAUCAGGCAAGAGGGUUCAAGGGAAAUGCAUCAGACCCUGGUUCUUUCCGAGCAGUUUUGAUUAGUGGGCCGCCAGGGAUUGGUAAAACAUCUGCUGCACACUUAGUUGCCAAAAGUCUUGGGUUUGAUAUUAUUGAAAGAAACGCGUCUGAUGUUCGUUCCAAGGCUUUGUUAAACGCUAAUGUUAAAUCAAUUUUGAACAAUACUUCGGUUGUCGGAUACUUCAAACAUCGCGAUGACGCUGAAAAGAGUUCAAACAACAAAAAAUUUUGUAUAAUUAUGGAUGAAGUUGAUGGUAUGUCUAGCGGUGAUCACGGUGGAGCAGGGGCAUUAUCUCAAUUCUGUAAGAUUACCAGUAUGCCAAUGAUUUUAAUUUGUAAUGACAAAUCCUUGCCCAAAAUGAGAACAUUUGAUAGAACCACCUAUGAUUUACCGUUCAGAAGACCAAGUGAGAUAGAAGUCAGGAGCAGAUUGAUGACUAUUGCAUUCAGAGAAAAAGUCAAGUUAGAUCCAAGUGUUAUUGGACAAAUGGUGCAAGCAACAUCUAAUGAUAUUAGACAAAUGAUCAAUUUAUUAUCAACUGUUUCCAAGACACAAAAGCAAAUUGGUGCAGACACCAUGAAGGAAGUUAAAGAUAGUUGGCAGAAGCAGGUUGUAUUGAAACCGUUUGAUAUUGCUGCAAGAUUAUUGAAUCUGGGUAUAUGGUCGGAUCCGAGACUGUCAUUAAAUGACAAAUUAAAUUUGUAUUUUAAUGAUUUCGAUUUUUCUCCAUUAAUGAUUCAGGAAAACUAUUUGAUAACCAAUCCAAGAUUGCCUGGUAAACAAAUUGAUCUUGUGGCUCAAGCAGCAGAGGACAUCAGUAUAUCAGACACUGUCAACUCGUUGAUAAGAUCUGGUGAACAACAAUGGAGUUUGUUACCUUUCCAUGGUAUUAUGUCCACAGUUAAGCCUAGUUAUGAGGUAGCAGGUCAAAUUACUGGUCGUUUGAACUUUAGCAGUUGGUUAGGACAGAAUUCGAAACAAAUGAAAUAUCAAAGAAUGCUACAAGAAUUGCAGUAUCAUACAAGGGUUAGAACUUCAACCACAAAACAAGAAUUGCGUCUCGAUUACUUAGAUGCAUUGUGGCAGAAAGUAGUUAAACCUAUUUAUGACAAUGGAGAAGAAGGAUUUGAUGAAGCAAUUGCAACUAUGGAUGAAUAUUAUUUGACAAAAGAGGAUUUUGAUAAUAUUGGGGAUAUGAUCAAACAAGAUUUGAAAUUAACUACUACAGCUAAGACUGCGUUUACUAGAAAAUACAAUAACAUGGUGCAUCCAACCAUUAUUUUCAAAACCGGGAAUUCGUUGAAUGUUGGUGGAAAAAGGGCUGCUGCACCAAAAGUUGAUUUUGAAGAUGUCAUUGAUGAUGAUAUGGAGGAUGUCCCAGACGAUGAUGAGGGUCAGGAUACUGAUAAAAUUGAUACUAAAAAAGACAAGUUGAUCAAAAUAGUUCCCGUUUCGAAAUCUAGGUCCAAAUCAAAAUCAAAGUCGUCUACUGGACCAGCUAGGAAGAAACAAAAGAAAUAA